This is a messenger RNA of Sclerotinia trifoliorum, 821 nucleotides long. The record is from the annotation of a GenBank genome assembly. NCBI's taxonomy places the organism in Eukaryota, Fungi, Ascomycota, Leotiomycetes, Helotiales, Sclerotiniaceae.
AUAACCCUUAUCAUUUUUUACCUUAUAACUUUUGCGCUUCUAGCUUCUUAGAUUCCUUUUUGGGAUGCUGUUGAUAACAAAUCGUGGGCAAAGAAGCUUGACAAAACCUUAAUGUCGGCGGCCCGUGCAUCAAAAGCCGCAGUCGCACUUUCAAUCAUACAAUUUUUGACAUUGGUUGGAUUGAUAGGCUUCUUUGGUAUACUAAUAAUUUCCUCUAAAUUCUAUGUUCAAUUGUGUACUAACUCCUGCUUCUAGCCCGUGCCAUUCACAAGUACCGCGCAGCUUGCAGCACCACCUCUGCUCACGCGCGACAAGUUCAUAGUUCUCGUCUUUUCCAUCACUGCAGGACCUUUCCAACGAAUCAUUCCCCAGGCGCCUCAUAAACACUUUCCCGCUCCGACACGCCAUUAUCCUCCCCUACUACCUUUUCCCGCCAAGAGAGAUCAAUAAGUCUACCAGUUCUGCACCAACGCCCUGUGAUUGGCGGCACUUAUAGAAUGAGAGAAACAUAUGAAAGGAAUGUUCCAACACAGAGCCGUUACAGAAAUAGAGAUGAGGGGAUGCAGGUUUGUGGUCAUGUUGAGACAAUAGAAGUGGAGAGAUCUGAAGAGAAUGAUGGGAGAACUGAUUUCUGGCCGGCUUUUGUUUGAGCUGACAGGAAUAUGAUGGAUGUUUGUAGAUCUAUGAAGCUGUUUAAAUUUGGAUGAACUGCUUCAGUGUUUUACAUACACUUGUAUUAUUACUCGAUGAGUGGCUUUUCUGGUGAAUUUUAGCUGGAAUUGGAGUAAGUAAAAGUUUGAUCUUUUACUGUGGGAUUGGCG